Molecule: messenger RNA, 605 nt
Organism: Dermatophagoides pteronyssinus (European house dust mite)
Lineage: Eukaryota; Metazoa; Arthropoda; Arachnida; Sarcoptiformes; Pyroglyphidae
Source: RefSeq, a predicted model, not a curated record
UUAAAUUUUUUAAAAAAUGUCAAGUUGGCCAAGACCAUCGCAUUCAAAUUCAAAAAUUUUGUUAACAUCAAAAUUUAGUGGUAAACAAAAAUCUCACCAUCAACAUAAGCAUCAUCAACAACAAUCACAACCACAAACGCAACAACCACGUCGUCGAAAUCGUAAUCGUAAUCGAAAUCGACGUAAUCGUCGUCGUCGACCAAGUAAUAUUUUCAAUAAUCAACCUCGUCGGCCGCAUUCAUUUCCAUUAAUAGUAAUGAUAACUGAAACUGAUUCGGAUGAUGAAAAUAGUGAUGAUGAACAAUUGAAUCGAAUUCUUGGUCGAUUUGGUUUUGGUCGUAAUCGUUUUAAUCAACAACAAACCGAACAACAACAUAGACAACAGGAUGAACGACGUUUAUUGUUCAUUGACAAUGAAUUGAAAUUAUUCAGUCAAUCAAUAAUCGAUGAAAUUGAACAACAAUUAAUGAAAGAAUUUGAAUCCAAUGAAUUAUAUUAUAAUCGAUUGAUUGAAAUAAUGGAAAAUAUUAUCGAAUUAGUUGUUAACUAAAAAUUGAUGAAUGAUUUUUAUUUGAUCUAUUUCUUGCAAAUAAACAAACAAAAUA